Rosa rugosa (rugosa rose) is the source of this 1097-nucleotide messenger RNA. RefSeq names its product disease resistance protein UNI-like. Gene Ontology annotation, molecular function: ADP binding. The coding region runs from base 1 to 1008 and encodes 335 amino acids. NCBI's taxonomy places the organism in Eukaryota, Viridiplantae, Streptophyta, Magnoliopsida, Rosales, Rosaceae. The transcript has 2 exons. The record is from RefSeq and is a predicted model, not a curated record.
AUGGGUGAAAACUCAGUGACCAUUUGUGAUUUUUUGCCUUCUGCAAUUGGUAAUAUCGUUGUUGGAAAAAUAGCCAAGUACACGGUUGAACCCUUCGUACGCCUAGUGGGACGCCAAGUGGGUUAUCUAAUCCACUACAACAGAAAUCUUCAAAAUCUAAGAACUCAAGUGAAGAGUUUGAGCGACGCCAGAGACAGGGUAGAGCAUUGGGUUGCUGAAGCAGAUGGAAGAGGUGAGAAGGUCGAAAAUGAUGGCCAAGAAUGGCUCAAAGAAGUGGCUCAGUUCAUGAAAGACACAGAAGAUGAUGCGGGAAGCAUGAACACGAUAGAAAAAUGCCAAGCAACUGGAGAGCCAAACGAAGUCUUGAAGGAUGAAAUCCAAGCAAAUGAAGAGUCAAACGAAGUCUUGAAGGAUGAACGUCAAGGAAAGCUGAAGCGUCUCCAUCAAUUUUGUCCUAAUCCGAGACUUCGUUAUCAACUAAGCAGAAAGUCAACAAGGUUGGUGGAGGCUGUGGAUGAACUCUACAAAAGAAAAGAAUUCUCUAGUGUUUCAUACAGUGUUUGCCCACAAGAGGUAUGUGUCAUAUCUGAUGAAGAUAAUGAGGCAUUUGAUUCAAGAAUUUCAACUUUGAAUAAAAUCAUGGAUGAAUUGAGAAGUCCCAGUGUCGACAUCAUUCUAGUGUAUGGUAUUGGGGGUGUGGGUAAAACCACACUAGUGGGCGAAGUUCUCAGGCAAGUUAUGAAAGAUAAGUUGUUUGAUGAUGCAGUCACGGUACGAGAUGUGAAAAUUCCAAACUUGGAAGCAAUUCAAAAAGAAAUUGCUGAAAAGUUAGGUCUUGAAGAUUCGUCAAACCAGACUAUCUCCGGAAGAGCCACUAGCAUAUGUAAAAGAAAAAAAGACAAGAAGACUCUUGUGAUUUUGGAUGAUGUCUGGAAAGAAAUUGACUUGAAGACUCUCGGGCUUCCCCACAUACCUACUUGUAAAAUACUGCUGACCUCUAGAACUUGAAAGGUAUUAUCUUCUGAUAAGAUUAAGCAGAAAGUAUUUCUGCUUGGAGUGUUGGGCGAAAAUGAAACUUGGCUUUUAUUUAAGAAGAA